GUGGGAGGAGGCGGCCGAGGCGGAAGGACACACGAGGCUGCUUCGCUGCACACCCGAGAAAGUUUCAGCCAAACUUCGGGCGGCGGCCGGCGAGCGGCGGAGUCGCUGUGCAGGCGAUCGAGGCGUUCACGCUUGAGCUUGGGGACGAAGCGUCGGGCCCGGGCCGCAGCGGCAGGCGGGGAGGGGGAGCGGGACGUCUAGGUCGGGACCCCUCCCCAUGUGGAUCUGCCCCGGCGGCGGCGGCGGCGGGGGCGGAGGAGGAGGCGACCGAGAAGAUGCCCGCCCUGCGCCCCGCUGCGCUGUGGGCGCUCCUGGCGCUGUGGCUGGGGCGCGCGGCCCCCGCGCGCGCAUUGCAGUGUCGGGGUGACUAUGAGCCCUGUGUGAAUGAAGGCGUCUGUAUUACCUACCACAACGGCACAGGGUACUGCAAAUGUCCAGAGGGCUUCUUGGGAGAAUAUUGUCAACAUCGAGAUCCCUGUGAGAAGACCCGCUGCCAGAAUGGAGGGACCUGCGUGGCGCAGGCCAUGCUGGGGAGAGCUACCUGCCGGUGCGCCCCAGGCUUCACCGGGGAGGACUGCCAGUACUCGACCUCUCACCCCUGCUUUGUGACUCCUCCCUGCCAGAAUGGAGGCACCUGCCACAUGCUCAGCCGGGAUACCUAUGAGUGUACCUGCCCAGUUGGGUUUACAGGGAAGCUCUGCCAGUGGACUGAUGCCUGCCUGUCUCACCCCUGUGCUAAUGGAAGUACCUGCACCACUGUGGCCAGCCAGUUCUCCUGCAAAUGCCUCGCCGGCUUUACAGGGCAGAAGUGUGACACUGAUAUCAAUGAGUGUGACAUUCCAGGCCGGUGCCAGAAUGGGGGCACGUGCCUCAACCUGCCCGGGUCCUACCAGUGCCAGUGCCCCCAGGGCUUCACAGGCCAGCACUGUGACAGCCCCUAUGUGCCCUGUGCACCCUCCCCCUGUGUCAAUGGAGGCACUUGCCGGCAGACUGGUGACUUCACUUUCGAGUGUAGCUGCCUUCCAGGUUUUGAAGGGAGCACCUGUGAGCGGAAUAUUGAUGACUGCCCCAACCACAAAUGUCAGAACGGAGGGGUUUGUGUGGAUGGUGUCAACACUUACAACUGCCGCUGCCCCCCUCAGUGGACAGGGCAAUUCUGCACAGAGGAUGUGGAUGAGUGCCUGCUGCAGCCUAACGCCUGUCAGAACGGAGGCACCUGCACCAACCGCAACGGGGGCUAUGGCUGCGUGUGCGUGAACGGCUGGAGCGGAAACGACUGCAGCGAGAACAUCGACGACUGCGCCUUCGCGUCCUGCACGCCGGGCUCCACCUGCAUCGACCGCGUGGCCUCCUUCUCCUGCAUGUGUCCCGAGGGGAAGGCAGGUCUCUUAUGCCAUCUGGACGAUGCCUGCAUCAGCAAUCCUUGCCACAAGGGGGCGCUGUGUGACACCAACCCUCUGAAUGGGCACUACAUUUGCACCUGCCCACAGGGCUACAAAGGAGCUGACUGUACAGAAGACGUGGAUGAAUGCGCCAUGACCAACAGCAAUCCUUGUGAGCACGCGGGGAAGUGUGUGAACACAGACGGCGCCUUCCACUGCGAGUGUCUGAGGGGCUACGCGGGGCCUCGCUGCGAGAUGGACAUCAACGAAUGUCACUCUGACCCUUGCCAGAACGAUGCCACCUGCCUGGAUAAGAUAGGUGGCUUCACUUGCCUGUGCAUGCCAGGUUUCAAAGGUGUACACUGUGAAAUAGAGAUAAAUGAGUGCCAGAGCAACCCCUGUGUGAACAGUGGGCAGUGUGUGGACAAAGUGAAUCGCUUCCAGUGCCUGUGUCCCCCUGGUUUCACGGGGCCAGUCUGCCAGAUUGACAUCGACGACUGUUCCAGCACUCCGUGUCUCAACGGGGCUAAGUGCAUCGAUCACCCGAAUGGCUACGAAUGCCAGUGCGCCACAGGUUUCACCGGUCUGUUGUGUGAAGAGAACAUCGACAACUGUGACCCCGAUCCCUGCCAUCAUGGCCAGUGCCAGGAUGGGAUCGAUUCCUACACGUGCAUCUGCAACCUUGGGUACAUGGGCGCCAUCUGCAGUGACCAGAUUGACGAGUGCUACAGCAGUCCGUGCCUGAACGACGGGCGCUGCAUCGACCUUGUGAAUGGCUACCAGUGCAACUGCCAGCCGGGCACCUCAGGAGUUAACUGUGAAAUUAAUUUUGAUGACUGUGCCAGCAACCCUUGUGUCCAUGGCGUGUGUGUGGAUGGCGUCAGUCGUUACAGUUGCGUGUGCUCGCCAGGAUUCACAGGGCAGAGAUGUAACAUUGACAUCGAUGAGUGUGCCUCCAACCCCUGCCGCAAGGGUGCCACGUGCAUCAACGACGUGAACGGUUUCCGCUGCGUGUGCCCUGAAGGUCCCCAUCAUCUCAGCUGCUACUCGCAGGUGAAUGAGUGCCUGAGCAGCCCCUGCCUCCACGGGAACUGCACCGGGGGCCUCAGUGGGUAUAAGUGCCUUUGUGAUCCAGGCUGGGAUGGAAUCAACUGUGAAGUGGACAAAAACGAGUGUCUUUCGAACCCGUGCCAGAACGGAGGCACCUGUGACGAUCUGGUGAAUGGAUACAAGUGUGCUUGCAAGAAGGGCUUCAAAGGCUACAACUGCCAGGUGAACAUUGAUGAAUGUGCCUCAAACCCAUGUCUGAACCAAGGAACCUGCUUUGAUGAUGUCAGUGGCUACACCUGCCAGUGUGAGCUGCCCUACACAGGCAAGAAUUGUCAAACAGUGUUGGCUCCCUGUUCCCCAAACCCUUGUGAGAAUGCUGCUGUUUGUAAAGAGGCACCUAAUUUUGAGAGUUACACUUGCUUGUGUGCACCCGGCUGGCGAGGUCAGCGAUGUACAAUUGACAUCGAUGAGUGUGUCUCCAAGCCCUGCAUGAACCAUGGCCUCUGCCAUAACACCCAGGGCAGCUACAUGUGUGAGUGCCCUCCGGGCUUCAGUGGUGUGGACUGUGAGGAGGACAUCGAUGACUGCCUCGCCAAUCCUUGCCAGAACGGAGGCUCCUGUGUGGACAGAGUGAAUACUUUCUCCUGUGUGUGCCUUCCUGGCUUCAUUGGGGAUAAGUGCCAGACGGACAUGAACGAGUGCCUCAGUGAACCCUGCAAGAACGGAGGGACCUGCUCUGACUACGUCAACAGUUAUACCUGCAAGUGCCCAGCGGGCUUCGAUGGAGUCCACUGUGAGAACAACAUCGAUGAGUGCACCGAGAGCUCCUGUUUCAAUGGCGGCACCUGUGUGGAUGGGAUUAACGCCUUCUCUUGCUUGUGCCCGGUGGGCUUCACUGGUCCCUUCUGCCUCCACGAGAUCAAUGAGUGCAGCUCCCAUCCCUGCCUAAACGAGGGCACGUGUGUGGAUGGCCUGGGCACCUACCGCUGCACCUGCCCCCUGGGCUACACUGGGAAGAACUGCCAGACCCUGGUGAACCUCUGCAGUCAGUCUCCAUGUAAAAACAAAGGCACUUGCGUCCAGGAGAAGGCAGAGUCCCGGUGCCUGUGUCCGUCUGGAUGGACAGGUGCAUACUGCGAUGUGCCCAAUGUCUCCUGUGAUGUGGCAGCUCUCAGCAAAGGCGUGCUUGCUAAGAACCUGUGCAAGAACUCGGGUGCCUGCAUCAAUGCCGGCAACACGCAUCACUGCCAGUGCCCGCUGGGGUACACGGGGAGCUACUGCGAGCAGCAGCUGGACGAGUGUGCGUCCAAUCCCUGCCAGCAUGGCGCCACCUGCGUCGACUUCAUUGGCGGCUACAGAUGUGAGUGUGUUCUGGGAUAUCAGGGCGUCAACUGUGAAUAUGAAGUAGACGAGUGUCAGAAUCAGCCCUGCCAGAACGGAGGCACCUGCGUUGACCUUGUGAACCAUUUCAAGUGCUCGUGCCCGCCAGGCACUCGGGGCCUGCUCUGUGAAGAGAACAUCGAUGACUGUGCUGGGGGUCCCCACUGCCUCAACGGCGGGCAGUGUGUGGACAGGAUCGGGGGCUACACUUGUCGCUGCUUGCCUGGCUUUGCUGGGGAACGGUGUGAGGGGGACAUCAAUGAGUGCCUCUCUAGCCCCUGCAGUUCGGAGGGCAGCCUGGACUGCAUCCAGCUCACCAAUGACUACCAGUGUGUCUGCCGAAGCGCCUUUACUGGCCGUCACUGUGAAACCUUCGUGGACGUGUGUCCUCAGAGGCCUUGUCUGAAUGGAGGGACUUGCGCCGCAGUCAGCAACAUGCCCGACGGCUUCAUUUGUCGUUGUCCUCCGGGCUUCUCAGGAGCGAAAUGCCAGAGCAGCUGUGGGCAGGUGAAGUGCAGGAAGGGGGAGCAGUGCGUGCACACUGCCUCGGGGCCCCGCUGCGUCUGCCCCAACCCGCAGGACUGUGAGUCGGGCUGCGCCAGUAACCCCUGCCAGCACGGGGGCAGCUGCUACCCGCAGCGCCAGCCUCCAUAUUACUCCUGCCUCUGCUCUGCACUGUUCCGGGGCAGCCGCUGUCAGUUCUACUCGGCCCCUACCACCACCCCUUCUGACACCUGCACGAGUCAGUAUUGUGCUGACAAAGCUCGGGAUGGUGUCUGCGACGAGGCCUGCAACAGCCAUGACUGCCAGUGGGAUGGAGGCGACUGCUCUCUCACCAUGGAAGACCCCUGGGCCAACUGCUCCUCCCCGUUGCCCUGCUGGGACUACAUCAACAACCAGUGUGAUGAGCUGUGCAACACGGCUGAGUGCCUGUUUGACAACUUUGAAUGCCAAGGAAACAGCAAGACCUGCAAGUACGACAAGUACUGCGCAGACCAUUUCAAAGACAACCACUGUGACCAGGGAUGCAACAGUGAGGAGUGUGGCUGGGACGGGCUGGACUGCGCUGCCGACCGGCCCGAGAACCUGGCGGAAGGCACGCUGGUCAUCGUGGUACUGAUGCCCCCUGAACAGCUGCUCCAAGAUGCUCGCAGCUUCCUGCGUGCACUGGGCACUUUGCUGCACACCAACCUGCGCAUUAAGCUGGACUCACAGGGGGCCCCCAUGGUGUACCCCUACUAUGGGGAAAGGUCAGCAGCCAUGAAGAAGCAGAAGGUGUUGCGAAGGUCUCUUCCUGAGGAGCAAGAACAGGAGGUGGCUGGUUGCAAAGUGUUUCUAGAAAUCGACAACCGCCAGUGUAUUCAAGACUCAGACCAGUGCUUCAAGAACACAGAUGCAGCCGCAGCUCUGCUGGCUUCUCAUGCAAUCCAGGGAACGCUGUCUUAUCCUCUUGUGUCUGUCGUCAGUGAAUCCCUGGAUCCCAAACCCACGCAGCUCCUCUAUCUGCUGGCUGUUGCUGUUCUCAUCAUCCUGGUUAUCAUCCUGCUGGGCGUAAUCAUGGCAAAACGGAAGCGCAAGCACGGCUCCCUCUGGCUGCCCGAAGGCUUCACCCUUCGCCGAGACUCUAGCAACCACAAGCGCCGCGAGCCUGUGGGACAGGAUGCCGUGGGGCUGAAAAAUCUCUCUGUGCAAGUUUCGGAGGCUAACCUAAUUGGUUCUGGGACAAGCGAACACUGGGUAGAUGAUGAAGGGCCCCAACCGAAGAAAGCCAAGGCUGAAGAUGAGGCUUUGCUCUCAGAAGAAGAUGACCCCAUCGAUCGACGCCCCUGGACGCAGCAGCACCUUGAAGCUGCGGACAUCCGCCGGACGCCGUCGUUGGCUCUCACUCCUCCUCAGGCAGAGCAGGAAGUGGACGUGCUGGAUGUGAAUGUCCGAGGCCCAGAUGGGUGCACACCACUGAUGUUGGCCUCCCUCCGAGGAGGCAGCUCAGAUGCCAGCGAUGAAGAUGAAGAGGACUCCUCCGCCAACAUCAUCACAGACCUGGUCUACCAGGGCGCCAGCCUGCAGGCCCAGACAGACCGGACGGGCGAGAUGGCCCUGCACCUCGCAGCCCGCUACUCAAGGGCUGAUGCUGCCAAGCGCCUCCUGGACGCAGGUGCAGAUGCCAAUGCUCAGGACAACAUGGGCCGCUGCCCCCUCCAUGCCGCAGUAGCAGCCGACGCCCAAGGCGUCUUCCAGAUUCUGAUCCGCAACCGAGUGACUGAUCUGGAUGCCAGAAUGAAUGACGGCACUACGCCCCUGAUCCUGGCUGCCCGCCUGGCUGUGGAGGGAAUGGUGGCAGAGCUCAUCAACUGCCAAGCAGACGUGAAUGCGGUGGAUGACCAUGGGAAAUCUGCUCUUCACUGGGCAGCCGCUGUGAAUAAUGUGGAGGCUACUCUUCUGCUGUUAAAAAAUGGAGCCAACCGAGACAUGCAGGACAAUAAGGAAGAGACUCCUCUGUUUCUUGCUGCCCGAGAGGGGAGCUAUGAAGCUGCCAAGAUCCUGUUGGACCAUUUUGCCAAUCGGGACAUCACAGACCACAUGGACCGUCUUCCCCGGGACGUGGCCCGGGAUCGCAUGCACCACGACAUCGUGCGCCUUCUGGAUGAGUACAACGUGACACCCAGCCCCCCGGGCACGGUGCUGACCUCUGCUCUCUCACCUGUCAUCUGCGGGCCCAACAGGUCUUUUCUCAGUCUGAAGCACACCCCAAUGGGCAAGAAGCCUAGACGGCCCAACGCCAAGAGUGCCAUGCCUACCAGCCUUCCUAACCUUGCCAAAGAGGCUAAGGAUGCCAAGGGCAAUCGGAGGAAGAAGUCUCUGAGUGAAAAGGUCCAGCUGUCUGAGAGCUCAGUGACUUUGUCCCCUGUUGAUUCUCUUGAGUCUCCUCACACGUAUGUGUCUGACCCCACCUCCUCUCCCAUGAUCACAUCCCCUGGAAUCUUACAGGCCUCACCCAACCCUCUGUUGGCCGCCGCUGCACCCCCGGCCCCAGUCCACGCACAGCACGCACUGUCUUUCUCUAACCUUCACGACAUGCAGCCUUUGGCUCCUGGAGCUGGCACCGUGCUUCCUUCCGUGAGCCAGCUGCUGUCCCACCACCACAUCGUGCCCCCAGGCAGCAGCAGUGCGGGCAGCUUGAGUAGGCUACAUCCAGUUCCAGUCCCAGCAGACUGGAUGAACCGCAUGGAGAUGAAUGACACCCAGUACAAUGAAAUGUUCGGCAUGGUCCUGACGCCUGCUGAGGGUGCACACACUGGCAUAGCUGCCCAGAGCAGGCCGCCUGAAGGGAAGCACAUCACCGCCCCGAGGGAGCCCUUGCCCCCUAUUGUGACUUUCCAGCUCAUCCCCAAGGGCAGCAUUGCCCAGCCAGCUGGAGCUUCCCAGCCCCAGCCAGCCUGCCCUCCAGCCAUUGCUGGCCCCCUUCCCACCAUGUACCAGAUUCCCGAGGUGGCCCGCUUACCGGGGGUGGCUUUCCCCACAGCCAUGAUGCCCCAGCAGGAUGGGCAGGGAGCGCAGACCAUUCUCCCAGCCUAUCAUCCCUUCCCGGCCUCUGUGGGCAAGUACCCCACGCCCCCCUCCCAGCAUAGUUAUGCUUCCUCAAAUGCUGCUGAGCGAACCCCCAGCCACAGCGGCCACCUGCAAGGCGAGCAUCCCUACUUGACACCAUCGCCGGAUUCUCCUGACCAGUGGUCAAGCUCGUCACCCCACUCUGCUUCUGAUUGGUCAGAUGUGACCACCAGCCCUACUCCUGGGGGUGCCGGAGGGGGUCAGCGAGGACCUGGGACGCACAUGACUGAGCCACCACACGGCAACAUGCAGGUUUACGCGUGAGUCUGCCUCCAGUGUAGACGGAACUGCCUAGUGUAAAUGCUGCUGCGACACAAAUGAAGGUCAUCCGGAAGAGAAAUGAAGAAAUCUCUGUGACCAGCUUUUGAAGGCAAGAGAAAGAAGAUGCUCCUGGAUUUCAGAUAAUGCAUGAAAAGCAACUAAUCAGCUUUACUGAAUAUUUGCAGGAUUUUAGGGGGAGGACAGGCUCCUUCUAGUCUCUUGCACACCAAACUAAGUUCAUAGGCAAGCUAAGUACAAGCCUCGGGGGCUAUGUUUACUGUCUUCUAUUUGGAGAAUAAGAUGGAUGCCUUUAGUAACCCAGACAUUUUACAGCUUGGACUGCAUUUUAAGCCCCGGUGGCUUCUGUAUAUCCUAGAGAAGAUUCUGCACUCGAGUCUGAUUGGGAACUGUGCCCUGGAAUCUGCCCACGUUGACCUGGCUCAUCUUCUCAGCCCUGGAAUGCUUUUGACGACAUUUGGCAUUUUCCCUUGGGCACCUCUCUGUGGCUGCACCCCACCAGCAGGAGGUGGGGUGAGACCUUUGUUCUUUUAAGCAUUUUCAGCCUUCCUUUCCCCUCCUGGUUUCCUCAAUCCCUGGGAGCUUCCCAUGGCUUACCUUGGGUAUGGCUCUUGGCAUAAAGCCUCAAGUAUGUUUCUGUAGAAAGUGGGCAUGUUGCGUUCUGCACACAUCAUUCCUAGGAAAAAGCAAAAUGUUUUUCUUUGGAUCUAUGUGGGAGCAGGAGAUCCCUUUGAGAGGCUGCACCUUAAUUCUGUUUUCUGCAUUCAGGACUUCAUAUAAAGAUUACCAGAAGGAAAGAUCUGUAUCUAGAUAUCUCUAUAGAUAUAGAUAUAUUGGGGUAGGCCCGAUCUUUCCUCUAUGGCCUAGAUACUAUGGUCUUUUCAAACCAGAAGAGGAGAAAGGGAUUUGCUGUGGGGAUGACCAAGAAAUAAAUAACUCAUGCAAGCAACAGUUACUGCCCGUGCUUCCCGUGUUGUGCCAAGCAUUCCGCGACUGCCACUGUGAAACACAUUUGUCCUGGAUCUCAGAACGCUAGGCCUGCUUUCUUCUCUCGUCCAGAUGAAGUCAGCAUAGCUGUUGAGCCUCUCUGUACAUCUCUGCCAAGACAGUGUCUCAAACAGCAUAUCCUUCCCACUUAGGUUUGAACCUUCUUAGGCUUGAGAAGCCCAGUGCCAGCCAUCUUCCUUCCGAUCCUAGCUUCUCUUCCCGAUUGUCUUCCAGAGCAGAAGCCUACUUACAGUGUCCCUCUGCACUGUGAGCUGAGUGGCUGGAGCACCCAGUAGGUUUUCACUGCGGACAUGGAUUUUCUGCAUCCAGAGAAUGGAAAAUUGGACGACUUCCAGGGUGCGCCUCAAGGCAGCCUUCGAUAGUUUCUGCUGCUCUUUCUUUCCAUCUGAAAGCCAGGACAGUCCCCUUUUGGCAACUAACCUAGAAACUCAGCGGGGGCUUUUCUUCUUUCCCAGCAUCCCCUGGCUGAUGGUAGACUGAAGACUUGCUUGUCACUGCCUUUAUGUUGAGAUUAUGAUUGCACCUUACCUGAUGCUGUUCUCUGCGCUAUGAUCUUGACAGCUUCCUCAGCUCUGUGGAGAACAGAAGCAUGUUAGUCCACUGUGGGAACAGGAGAGUAGUGUUUGUUCUCUUCUCCUUGAGUAAGUUAAUAAUUGAUCCUAUGGCCACGUUGUCAUUUCCAUCGGUACUGUGAUGCCCGUGACAUCUGGAAGGUGGUUUUGUCAGGGCAUUUUGUAUAUAUUGUACUGCCUGUCGUUUUACUUUAAAGAUAAUCUUCAUUCCUACAGUGUGUGGGUACACCCCAGUGCUUCCCACUUACCUGUCUGUGGCUCCCUAUGGGAGCCACGUCUUGGCAUGAUAUUCUCCAAAGACUUCUUUGCAGUGCCGUUCAAGUUCAUUGAACCAACCCAAACUAGUUGUGCUCGGAUGCACGCAGAGUGUUUACUUAUUCCAUGUUAUUCUCCACGGCGGCCCCCGCUGCAACCUGUAAACAUUCCAAAUGGUGGCUCUUUGCUAUUCCCAGAUGGGGAGAAAACCAUGAAUACUCGGGGACGUGUCGCGUGGCUCCUUGCUUCCUAUCUGCGUCGACGCCACUGCCAGAAAGGAUCAGCGUCUGCUCCAGCCACUGGGUCUCUUACUGCCUCCCCCGCCCCCAGUGUGGGACUAACCAGCACAUUUCCCCCUCUUUUAUUUUAUUCAUUUGGGUUUAGAGCAGUGGAUGCGAAAAAGCUGCCAUGACAGACCACUGGCUCCAGUGACAAGGAAGAUGACACUGCCUCUUGAGCAUUUUGUCAGUCUUAGAUCUUAAGCACCCUUGGGUUGCACAGUAUCUAAAAAAAGGGAAGGUAAGAUGAAGAACCACUUUCUCACUUGGGUUCUCAGUUGGAUACUAAGUUUUUAUGGGUUAUAUCUUUUAUUCCAUGCAUAGAUCUCUCCAUUUAAAAAAAAAAAAAAAAGACAUUCUUUCUUCCAGUCCUCUUCUGCCUACCUUUAAGGAUAGGUUUCUGUUUGUUUGUUUGUUCGUCUAAAGCAUCAUUUUCUGAUUUACAUGAAGGUGGGGGAGGGAGAGUUUUGAGGAAAAGACAGACUGAGUGUUAAAAUUCUAAUGUAAGCAGCUGUGACACUCAAGUCCAUUUUAUCAUUUUACUGUUAAAAUAUGCCAGUUUGUAAUUUUUUUUUUCAUAGAAAAGAACCAAAGGUGUAAUGUUUUAUUGGCAUAUGAUUUGGGCAUCUGGGCCUUGGCCACCACAUUGAAUGUAAGAUGACUUCAGGAGGACGCGUUUCUUCCUCCCAGAGCCCCCACCAGUGACUGUUUGGUACUAUGGCAACUUCCUUGUGUACAUUUCUCUUAAAAUAAUGCUAUAUUUGUUUGUAUGAGAAACCUAGUAAUCAAUACAAUGACUGCAUAUUCCUGACUCAGGAAAGUGCACACUUCAUUUUUACUUUCCAAAUUUUCAUUCUAAAAGUAGUUACAAUGGAAUUUAUAUGAAAGCAUUUUUAUCACAAAAUAAAAAGGUUACAUGUCAA
Molecule: messenger RNA, 10736 nt
Organism: Octodon degus (degu)
Lineage: Eukaryota; Metazoa; Chordata; Mammalia; Rodentia; Octodontidae
Gene: Notch2
Product: notch 2
Exons: 34
Coding region: 276-7685 (2469 amino acids)
Biological process (GO): multicellular organism development; regulation of developmental process; cellular response to tumor cell
Cellular component (GO): membrane; signaling receptor complex
Molecular function (GO): calcium ion binding; signaling receptor activity; Notch binding
Source: RefSeq, a predicted model, not a curated record